AUGACGUCCACUUCAACCUCGACUGCUGCUGCUCCUCUGCGGCCUCUACCAACCACUGAGGACCAUUCACCUGCGCUUCUCGCGCCCCGUCCUAGACAUCCGUCUGUGUCUUCAUUUACGACGCAAACAUCUGCGUCAACAGUCGCUCAAGGCCCGCUGACAAGUGAUGUACAAAUUCCAGUUUGGCUCAAGAAGCACAUGAGAUUCUGGAAGAUCCCCCCAACUACUGUCCAGGCACGAGCGUGGAUGUUGGAGGCGUUUGACUACUUCAACUCCGGAGGAUAUGAGCUUCCAUACCAAUUGAGAGGAAUCGAAACUGAGCUGAAGCGUGAAUGGAGAAGACAGAACGCCGAGGCGCAGAGUGCAACAACUCCUGGGGCUAAAAGAAAAUCAGAUGCCGCCUCCAGUUCUGCAAAUAAGAGAACCAAGACCGGUACAACGAUCAAGUCCGAAGAAACAUCAGCGGUUUCAAUGCCUCCGCCAUCUCGGAAGCCACUGGGUACCCUAAAAGGCAAAUAUGCUAUUGAAUCACUUUUUGCCUGCUGCGAUAGCCAUACCCAGCGCGCCCAUGAGGAGAUCUGUAGUGUCGUUCUCUCUCCCGGGAACGGCACCACCAUGCGAGGAUACUUCAAUAUGGGAGUCUUGCUAGAUCAGUACAAAGCCUUGAUCUUUUUCGAGAAACGCCCUUCAGAGUCUUCAUCAGGAAAAGUGUGGUUUAGAUGGCGGGGUAGGCAUGUCUGUAACGACUUCAAGGAGUACAGAGGAGACGAGAACCGCGGAUGGAUGAAGUUCCUUGGGGAUGGCAAGAUCGAAGUUUGGUUCGACAAGUUCAACAUGCGUUUGGUUGCGCAGAAAGGUAGGGGUAUUGGCGGAAGGAACCAGCAUGAUGCGUCUGGAUUCUGGGAAGAUUGGCAUGAGUUGGACGAUGAGGGUAUGGAUAUUCUGGAUAGGUUGGCGCCGCGAAAUAGGUCAGAUCCCGAUUAUUUGGGAAUCUUUUGA
Messenger RNA from Fusarium sp. VM40, 999 nucleotides. The record is from the annotation of a GenBank genome assembly. NCBI's taxonomy places the organism in Eukaryota, Fungi, Ascomycota, Sordariomycetes, Hypocreales, Nectriaceae.